This is a messenger RNA of Fraxinus pennsylvanica, 1206 nucleotides long. Lineage: Eukaryota; Viridiplantae; Streptophyta; Magnoliopsida; Lamiales; Oleaceae. The record is from the annotation of a GenBank genome assembly.
AUGUCAGUUGUACUCGCUUCUUUUCGCGGUCAUUUCUUCAAACACCUGGUGUCUCGUUCCACCGCCGCUUUCUCUUCCGUCCGCGUCCACCAUCGCACUUCACCGAGACGCUUCCCGUUCCCCUUAUCCGCCCUAAAUCCCACCCUAGUGGCACUCCACCAGCCACCACGGAGGCGCUCUUUUGCCACUGUUAAUUAUUCAACGAUACCAUCAACUUCUAAUUCGGAACGUUCAGAGACUAGCAAGGGUUCUUUCGCUUCUCCUUACCUCUCCGUUAGAAUUAGUUGCAGAAAAGAUGUUUGUGAUAUGCUUUCGGAGGCCCUUUUGUGUUUUGGAGCUAGCUCUGUCACCAUUGAUGAACAAGAAUCAUAUGGGGACAAUGACGAGAUACGGAUCAGUUCUAUAUUUACUGUAAGUCAGGAUGUAAAGGAAUGCAUUUCACAAGCCACGGAUUCCAUUGGCCUGAGAGAGAUGCCUAAUUAUGAAGUGGAAAUGCACGAUCAUACUGAUUGGAUUAAACAAACUCAGGAAUCUUUUCAUCCCGUGAAAGUUACAGAUGGACUUUGGGUUGUGCCGGAAUGGAGAAAACCCCCGGAUGUACAAGCAAUAAAUAUAGUUCUGAACCCUGGUUUGGCAUUUGGAACUGGGGAACAUCCUACUACGAAAUUGUGCUUAUUGCUACUACAAAGUUUGAUAAAAGGAGGAGAAUAUUUCCUGGACUACGGCACAGGAUCUGGUAUUCUUGCAAUUGCAGCACUUAAGUUUGGUGCAGAUCGUUCAGUUGGAUUUGACAUAGAUCCUCUAGCAAUUACAUCUGCUCGACAAAAUGCUGCUUUGAACAACUUAGAACCAGACAAGUUGCUUUUAAGUCUAGUUCCAAGCAAGAAUGAUCAUGCCUUUGAUAGUGGAUAUUCACACGAAGACAUGAGAACACAGGAUUUAUACAAUGCAAGGAUCAUUGCUGAGAUGAACAAGUAUGAUGUAAUUAUUGCAAAUAUACUAUUGUAUCCUCUACUAGAUUUGGCAGAAGCAAUUGUCUCCUAUGCAAAACCAGGUGCUGUGGUUGGCGUCUCUGGUAUCAUAUCCGAGCAGGUUCCUUGCGUCGUUGAACAUUAUUCUAGAUUUUUGGAGGACAUCAUGGUGUCAGAGAUGGAUGAUUGGGCUUGCAUAAGAGGUUCUAAGAAGAGAAAUCUAAGCAUAAGUUGA